UUUUUUUUAAUUGGAAACUUGUUUGUAACCUUCAACUCAAUUUUCUCAUGAGAGAUCGAAUAUAGAUGUAUCAUGACAUUCUCAUUCUCUAAUUCCUUGGAUCCGAUCAUCAUCUAUUCCUCUUUUCCAUUUCUCAAUAAUAGUAAUGGUUGAAAAUUUAUUCAGCUACAGAAACCCACUUCAUAUGUUCAAGAACCUUUAGCAAAGAUCAAAAACAAGAGAAAGAAAAGAUGAAUAGUAAGUAUUUUGUGUGCUUCACAAUAUUCAUUUUAUUUAUCUUCGCAUCUCUCUUCUACAGUGGUCGAACCAUUGAUUACAGAUCCAAAUUUAUGCUUUUCUCGUCCCCGCCGUCGAGUAACGCUACGUCCUGCAGCAGCGCUACUCAAUCGCGGCAGCGGCCGCUCAAUGUUUAUAUGUACGAUUUGGGGAUGAAGUACAAUGUUGGAAUGUUGAAAGGAUCGCAUUACGAUGGUCCUCCAGUGACCGCUGAGACUCUGCCGGAGUUUCCGCAUUACACUGGGUUAAGGAGACAACACACCGUGGAGUAUUGGAUGCUGGCUUCGUUGUUGUAUUAUGAAAAUGGGACAAAGCAACAGGAGGCGGUUAGGGUUUUGAAUCCGGAUUCAGCUGAUGUGUUCUUUGUGCCAUUUUUUUCUUCGUUGAGCUAUGAUACUUACAGUAAUCAGGGGAAUGAUACGGAGUCGAAGUUUGAUGAUCAACUGCAGGCUGAAAUUGUUGACAUUUUACAAAAAUCAAAAUACUGGAAGAGGUCUGCUGGUCGAGAUCAUGUAAUACCAAUGCAGCAUCCAAAUGCUUUCAAACAUUACCGGGAGAAGGUAAAUGCUGCUAUCUUUGUCGUGGCAGAUUUUGGUCGCCCUUCUCCAUCUGUGUCUAAUUUGAGGAAAGAUGUUGUGGCCCCAUAUGGACACGUGGUUGAAACUUUUGAAGCUGAUGACUUCUCAGACCCAUAUGAUUCUCGCACAACACUCCUUUUCUUCCGGGGGAGGACAAAGAGAAAAGCUGAAGGGAAAGACCGUAAGCGUCUGGAAAAAAUAUUAAGCAGUCAAAAGGAUGUUGUUUUUGAAGCAAUUGGAGCCACAGAGGAAGGUGUGAAUGCAUCUACCAAGGGGAUGCGUUCGUCAAAGUUCUGUCUCGAUCCAGCAGGGGAUACCCCAUCGUCUUGCCGCCUUUUUGAUUCCAUAGUUAGUCAUUGUGUCCCUGUUAUUGUGAGUGACAAAAUUGAGCUACCUUAUGAGGACGAAAUAGACUACAACAAGUUCGCUAUCUUCUUCUCACGCGAGGAGGCUAAGAAAGAUGGCUUCAUACUUGAUCAGCUCAAGAGCAUUUCUAAAACAAAAUGGUUUGAAAUGUGGAGAUAUCUUAAGAACAUUACACAUCAUUUUGAGUAUCAGUACCCUCCGAAGAACGGCGAUGCUGUAAAUAUGAUAUGGAGGCAAGUGAAGCACAAACUUCCUGCUGUAAAACUUGCUGUACAUAGAAACAGGAGGCUUAAAGUGCCAGAUUGGUGGAGAUAGCUUUUGAAGCUUGAAUUAGGUAUACUUGGAGUGUUAUUUAGACAAUACUUAAUAGUGUUAGAAUAGGAAUAGGAACAAGAAUAGUAUAUAGAACCCAAACAACUUUUUUACCGAGA
Molecule: messenger RNA, 1651 nt
Organism: Solanum dulcamara
Lineage: Eukaryota; Viridiplantae; Streptophyta; Magnoliopsida; Solanales; Solanaceae
Product: probable arabinosyltransferase ARAD1
Exons: 4
Coding region: 231-1535 (434 amino acids)
Molecular function (GO): glycosyltransferase activity
Source: RefSeq, a predicted model, not a curated record